Molecule: messenger RNA, 1176 nt
Organism: Amoebophrya sp. A120
Lineage: Eukaryota; Dinophyceae; Syndiniales; Amoebophryaceae
Source: the annotation of a GenBank genome assembly
AUGUUGCGGGCCUCGAGGUGCUGCCGCUGCGCGGGCACUAUUCUCUGGAGGCCGCGUAGUGGAUUAGAAGGAGGAGGCUACAAGAAGCGAAUUGAACAAGGUAGGGGAAUCGGGUGGUUUGUCGAUGCGGCACACCACGCUGCACCAUCCCUCGAGUUUUUUAGCUUGCCGAGGAUGUCGCUUUUUCCGCUCUUGAUGCGAAUUCGGUCUGCGCAGGCAAAAUGUGCGACUGAAGGCCCGUGGAUGGCCUUGCAGGUGCGCAAUACGGAAGUUGCAUACCAGAACGCAGCGAAGGGAGAUAUGCUCUGCGAAGUCCGCCAUACCUCGUUCUCACGGUAUCCGGACAUGCCACUGAUUGUUACCUCGAUCCCAACCAAGUCGUUGUUCGUCCUGGAGACGCCGCACUUCCGCGAGCGAUUCAAGCUGAGCCUCACCUCCGAAAGUGAGCACCGCCUGCAGGUGGAUCGCCCCGAGCAUAUGCAGCUUCUAGCUGCACGGCUCGUGCGCCUCUACGAGGUUGCGAUGGCUUGCUCCACUAGCUAUACGGGCAGCUUAUUCUCACUAAUGGAGGCUGCAGCGACGUCGACUGCGCUGCGGCGAAACCGCCGGGUUUUAGUGGAGGUGAUGCAGCUUCCCGUCUUCUCGGAAUUGCAGUUUCCGGUGGAAACGCAGAUGAAGCCAGGGGCCCACAAUGCCACACUCCGCGGGCUGCGCGUGACAUUCCGUGCCACCACGGAGUACUUUCGCGGCGGAGCGUCAGGGAACUUGCCAGUGCAAAUUUUCCUUCCCAACGUGGUCGACACGGAUGGUUUUUUGUUUUUGGUUGCCGACGACCCGGCAAACAAGAUGCGGCUGACGCGGAUCGGCCUCGUGCCGAACCGCGUAGUGGUAGACCGUGGUCUUUUGAACGGUAUGGGCAGGCGGGGUACUAGCCGUUAUGUGCGAUGGUCUCCGACAUCAGAAAACAGUGCGAUGGACGACACGUUCCAAAGUCAGGAGAUCAUCAUAACUGGCUCGAGCUUUAGUGGUUUGGACUCGUACUUCAUCUCGGUUGAGGCUGGUGAGCACGCUAUUCAUGCCUUCGCGACGCGCAUUUUGGCUGAGAUACACGCCUCAAAGGCAGCGCCACCCAUUGGAUCAAAGCUGGAUGAUGACGGUAAAUGCGCGUAUCAAUGA